AUGAUGCAGUUUUUCAUGAUGGCAGCACACAACGAGCGAGAUGACAACAAGGUGAUCAAGACCUGGGUGAAGCAGGUCCGUGACGUGGCCUACGACGCCGAGGACUGCCUCCAGGGUUUUGGCGUUCAUCUUGGGAAGCCAUCUAGGUGGCUAUUUCCUCGCACGCUGCUUGAGCAGCGCCGUGUGGCCAAGCAGAUGAAGGAGCUCAGGGCCAAGGUAGAGGACGUGAGCCAGAGGAAUGUUCGCUACCGUCUCAUCAAGGGAUCCGGCUCCAAGGCUACCGCCACCACCGCUGAGCAGUCUAGCUCUAUUGCUGGAGCGAUAUUCUGCGUCGACGAUGCAAGGCGUGCCGCGAAGCAGGACAAUCAACGUGUGGAUCUCGUCCAACUGAUCAACAACGAGGACGAGGAUCUUAAAGUGAUCACUGUGUGGGGGAACAAAUAG
Phragmites australis (common reed) is the source of this 444-nucleotide messenger RNA. RefSeq lists its product as uncharacterized. The record is from RefSeq and is a predicted model, not a curated record. The coding region runs from base 1 to 444 and encodes 147 amino acids. Lineage: Eukaryota; Viridiplantae; Streptophyta; Magnoliopsida; Poales; Poaceae. The transcript has a single exon.